Messenger RNA from Plasmodium fragile, 1065 nucleotides. RefSeq lists its product as uncharacterized. Gene Ontology annotation, biological process: interstrand cross-link repair. Gene Ontology annotation, cellular component: nucleus. The transcript has a single exon. Gene Ontology annotation, molecular function: single-stranded DNA 5'-3' DNA exonuclease activity. The record is from RefSeq and is a predicted model, not a curated record. NCBI's taxonomy places the organism in Eukaryota, Apicomplexa, Aconoidasida, Haemosporida, Plasmodiidae. The coding region runs from base 1 to 1065 and encodes 354 amino acids.
AUGCUAACGACGUUUAACAUAAUUUGGAAAAAGGAGGAGAGCGAAAGCGUUAAGAAUGAAAGGGGGUGCAAAAUUUUGAGCGAGGCGUCCACAGGGAACCCACAGAGUGACAUCCCAUCGCCCACCUCAGAAUUUGACCAACUGGUGCACGACGUGGAGGACCUGUUAUUAGAACAGCAAAUUAAAGAAACGGAAAAAUUAUACAAAGAAUCGAAAUGUCCAAAUGAAAAGUUUAACAAAAAAAAUAAAUUAAGUAUUACAGAUUUAUCAGCCCAGCUGUGGUGCGAACAACAAUUGGAGUUAGUUUUAACAACAGGGAAAAAAAGAGAAACAGAAGCAAUGCGAUUAGGUAUAGAAAGACAUGAAGUGUUAGAGAAAGCAGAUCAUCUGAUAAUUGAUGUGGAAGUGGAUACGAAAGAAGAGUCUUUAGGAUACCGUCUACUGAACACCAUUAUCUUAUUGGAACAAUUAUAUGAAAUGAAGAAGGCAAGAGAAGUGUGGGUUUUUGGGGUCAUUAGAGGAUACGUAUUAAGAGGUAUAAUUGACGAGCUAAGAAUUGAAUAUGAUAAUGUUACCAGGAGGGAAUAUUUGAUAAUAUCUGAUACAAAAACCAGGAAGGAAAAAAGGGAGCCAAGUCUUGCUCAGAAGAGGACGUCCGCUAUACAAGUACAAACAUAUUGCCUACUGCUACAACAUUUAAGGCAUGGAAGAGCUGACUUUAAAAAGAUGUUUGAAAUAUACGAAUGCGAUCCUAAGUUUGAAUUUACCGCUAGUGAUUUGGUAAAAUAUAAAAAUUUAGAAAAUUUAGCCAAAGUAGUAAAUUGUCUUUUUCUCAGACUUCCAAAAAUUAAAGAAGAAAUGGAAAUUGUGUACGAGCAUGAAGGGGUUGAGUUUGCUAGAAAUAGCAUCCCUUAUUUUUACCACUCCACUUUGUAUACUGUGAACUUUUUGUUGGACUACUGGGACGGCAAGCGGUGUAGCGACGUGGUGGAUAACUCCGACAAGUGGAAGUGCAAGUUUUGUGACUUCGUCAAGAAUUGCGUCAGGUGCCCCCUGGAUGCCUAA